UCGAGGCAUUAAUCUGCUGCAGUCGAAACUUUAUAAUUCAAAAUAUCUCCAAAAUAACUCAGUAAAUCAAACGUUUUGCAAUUGAAAGUCGCUAACAAAGUAACGGUGAAAACUAAAAACUACGAAGUGCAAUGGAACCAAGCAAUGAUUUCACACUGGAUGCGCUAAAAAAUCUGGAACCGCUGGUGAACCCCGUCCGCCAGUAUCGAAACCGUUCUAAGAAAAAGAAGCAACGGAACGACGACGAAUGCCAAGAAGAAUGCAAUCAAACGACGGCUGCAGGCUGCAGCGCCACAGAAGGAGAAACAAAACUGGCUGACGUGCUAACUAAAAUCACCAGUCUCAACAAAACCUCUGACGACAAUGUCGAUCGCACGAAGCUGAUCAGAACGUACAACGUCAAAUUGCGAUUAAAAAAACCCUGCCUCUACAAGUGCUUCGAUUGUGACAGUUGUUUUACCAAUGCGGACUUUUUAGAGCUCCAUGAGAAGUCCCACAGUGCUACGGUUGCUAGUGAUGGUUCAUCGACAACAGUGGAUACCUCCGGAACAUCCUCCCGGAACGACAUUGAUCUUCAGCAGGAGCAAUCGUUCGACGAAUCGGAAAUGAUCGUCAAGCAGAACGCUUGGUUUGCGGACGAUUUUGGUGACGCCGACGAGCAAGAUGGCGACGACGGAAUGAUUCAACUGGAUUGUACCGUGGAGGAACGGGAGGAUAACUUCGACAUCACAUUCGAUAGAACGAAGUGUGAAAAAACAUAUACAGUGGUGAAAUAUAAAGUAAAGAAGGAUCCGGUGGGAAAGUGUGAAACUUGUGAGCGAAUGUUCUACACGAUGGAAUCGCUACAGCUGCAUAAAAUGGAGCACGAGCGGUUCAUGGAUUUCGAUGCCAUCGAACCGACAAUCAACAUCGACUCGCCCAGUAUCGAGGAAAGCACACUGGUGCUGGAUGAGAGCUUCUACCAAGCAGAGACGGAGAUGGAUUCAAGCGAUAUUUUAGAAGCGAAUGAUGGUGCAGUCGAUGCCAGACUGGGUAUCACCAGUGGAGGAUUAAGAAACGGCGAAUGUAAGCCCAUCAUUCGCCGACCGCUGCCGCCGCCCACCCAGGCACCGGCUAGAAGAGAAGAAAAUACCAUCGAGCGACGAUUCCAGUGCGAAAUAUGUUCCAAACGGUUUCGUUUCCGGCCAGCCUUCAACGUUCACGUUCGAACCCAUGACAACAAUCGACCGUUCCAGUGCGGAGAGUGCCAGCGGAGAUUUAUUUCGAGGGCGAAACUGUUUCUCCAUUCGUAUGGUCAUUCUCGUGAUCGGCGGGCAGCGUUGCGGUGCGACGAUUGUGGAGAUACUUUCGCCAGACCACGCCAGCUGUUGGAACAUCUCAAACAAGGACACGCGGCAUCGGCCGAGACCGUCUAAAGUCAGACGGCGGUGCGGGUGGAUAGGCUAAGACCAUGGCUGGUCCAUCUCGCAAGAGAAAAACAUUUCACUUAACUGAUGAUUACACGGCGAAUGAGAGCGACUCAAAUUUGAGUUUAGUUCACUCAUAAUCGCCAAAAGUGCAGGAACUCAGCGAUGAGUAAAAUUUGUCCCAUGGUUUCCUGUGGAAAACCUAAAAAAUCUGCCGGAAAAUGAGGAAAUUGACGAAAAUUUUAUUCAGUCUCGGAGUAGUACCAAUAGACUGAGUGAAUCCAAUCUUUAAUUUUCUCAAAUUCGGGAAUUUUUCCCUGGAAAAUCCUGGGAAAACAUGAGGCAAAUUAACUCAUCGCUGAGUUCCUGCACUUUUGGCGAUUAUGAGUGAACUAAACUCAAAUUUGAGUUGUUCUCAUUCGCCGUGUAAACAAUAACAAUUUGCCAACCAACUGACAGAACACAGCUUACUCAUUGGUGACGCUUGUCAGUCCGACAUCGAGAUGAGAGCCGUUAGUAGCAUGCAACUCAGGGGGAACAUGUCAGAAGGGUCUAACUCGAAACGUAAACAAUGACUCGGAUCGUCGGUUUCUUACGAAUGACACCACACCCACUCAAACUAACUGAAUCGUCUGACAGCGAAUUGUUUGUUCUACGAGCUGAUGUAGUCAGAUUUCGUGGGUGUGUGAUCAUUCAAGAGAAAUCGACGAUCAAAGUCAUUGUUUACGUUUCGAGUUAUACCCUUCUGACAUGUUUCCCCUGAACUAUUCUGCUGAAUAUAACAUUGUAUGCAAUCUUGUGUGGAGAGCUUUAGUGGGAAACUGUAAGCUUUACAUCUUGCAUGCAGCCUGUCCACAAUCCUACUCCUUAGGGUAUAAGGGGGACGGAGGAGACAGGGAAAGUAAAAGUGUGGAACAAAAUGUACUAUGGAAAUAAUAAACCAUCGAUAUAUGAAUUUGUCAACUAGAGAUAACAUGAUGAAUUGAGUUUUAAUAAAAUUAUCUUAAAACCUUCAAGAGACAGCGGUAUUAUUAUUUGAAAUAUAUCUCACAACAUACUUAUUGUUGCUCACAGGAUCGUUUGGGUUUUUGUUUUGGUCAGGAGUUGGGGAUACUAGGUUGGUGAUUUGCACCCGUGAGGGUCUUUUGGUUCCCGUUGCGAGAAUCGUUUAGGGUUACGAUUCAAACGGUUGCCAAGCCGAUGCGAAGGUAAUCGGCUCACAUGUGCUAGGAUGGGGAGGUUUUGUGAGCAGAGUUUUCCUUCUUCAAGGAUACGUGAAGAUCCAAGUUAACCAGAUCUCUUCAAUCCAGACUGCUGGCCAGUUGCCACAAUGUGUAAUUGAUUCCAAUUGGUUGGGUUCCACCUAAAGAGAGUCCGGUAUCACUUGCCAAAUUUAGUUGGUGGCGAGUUAAGGGGCUUCCGGAUACAAUCUUUCGGCUGGAUUGCUAACCAAUUCAGACUCAAGACCUGAUAUAACUUACCGAUUGGGUUUCGGAUGAGUGAGCUGCAUCAACGAAUAGUCAAAUAACACACACACUGAUUUUAUUUCUUAAAAAGUUCCGCUUAUAUAGCGGGUCGGGGCCCUAGAAUUUGGGCGUUUGUACAUCGUGCGCAUGUGCGCUUUGCUGCUAUGCAAGGGUCUAAUUCACCUACGCUCAAGUCCCUACGUAUAAGUCCUAUGGCCUUCAAUGCAUCGCCUAAGUGACGAUAUGGUUUUAUUUACGUCCCGAAUUUUAUUACCUUUCUUCUAUUUUCGAGAGUGGGGCGAUGCGUAUGAUCAUACCGCGCUACAAUUCUUAAACAAUUUACUUCUUAAAGUAGACGCGGGCCUUACCUCUUGCAGGUAAUUUACUGAACCUUCCCUAACAUCUUCUAGCUGGUUCUAUAAAUGCACCCUUGCUUAUUUAAGUAUUGUUCUUCUAAUACUCGGCCGUACCACCGCGUAUCGAAUCUUUUAAGACCUUUUUAUGGGCUAGCGUUCUAUCCUCAUUUCCCUAUCGAGCAGAUGCCCUUCGCUCUACGCACGGUUCAAGUGCACGCCUAGCGCGCUGCAUGCUAUGAUGCCCUUUUAAACGGAGAAGCGGCAGAGAAAGUAAAAGUCUAUUCUUAUCGGCAUGCAUUCGUACUGUACGUACGGUUGCCUUACUAGGCAUGGGCUUCCCGAGCAAAGUAGAAUAACAACCCGAUAUCAUCUAGAUAACAAGUCUUGUUAUCCCAGAUAUCAUUUUGUUUUCAGUUGUUAUCGCAUAACUUAUUUAGUUAUCAGCCUUGAUCAAUUUUGUUAUCAGUUGUUAUCAUGAAAAAUUCACUAUAACGAUGCAGGAUUAGUUCAAAACUUUAAAUAUUAUUCGCCUUGAAACAAUAAAAAUAGUGCUUUUAAUCCCUAAUCAUAUUUCAGUUAUUAGCGUAAGGCUUUGAUAUCAAAAUGAUAACAUGAUUUGAAAUUUAUGGUAUAAAUUUGUAUGGCUUACAGAAUUUGUUAUCAAGAUAUUUUCAAUGAUAACUAAAUUAGUUAUUUUUUUGAUAUCCAAAGAGCAAUUUUUUGCUAUAAUUUUUGUUAUGUUGGCUGUUAAUUCAACCAUAAUGAUAACAUAUUCAGUUAUCAAAAAGUGGUAACCGGGGAAUAGAACUUGUUAUCAAUUUGAUAUUUUACUUUGCUAGGGUUGCGGCUUUGCUUGCCGGCGCAAGGCUGAGCAGUACACGUGUGUAUCUAUGCCGUCCUUUGGCUUGUGCUACCUCGGUCGUAAACAUGGAUUGACUUUCGUCACCAUGCGCCGUUUAUUUGGGUGCAGUACCAGCAGGACCUCUUCCGAGCAGCGGCUUGUCUUUGUUUUUCUUUUCUCUUUUGCCCUUUUUUAUAAAUAAUAAUUUCCUACCGAAAUACUUUCGCUUUCCCUUGCCACUCUCAUAAGGUGAAUGACCUGGCAGAGGGAGCCGUCCUCUCGAUUAGGGAAUUUCUAAUAAUUACAAUGUCGCGUUCGCAACAACUGUUGUAAUUGUAUAUCAUGACAAAUAUUCACCAAAAUUUCGCAAUAUGAUGGCAGGAUACUAUAGUGUUGAAGAUUGUUGAACAGCGGUAUUCCUAAUGCUAUUUCCAGUUUAUCGAUAAUAAACGAUCCAUACGUAUCAAUGGUGCUGGAACCACCGAGAUGUUGCUGACAAUAUUCGAUUCGAUCAAGUUGUGAAAACGGUUGCACUUCAUACACUUGUAAUAGGCCAUGUGAUAUCUUUCUUAGACAUCGACUAGUCGCCGUGAGGGUUCACAUAAUGAAUGUUUAUUCUUGUAUCAGUUUGGUUACAUCUUACUUAAACUCUACACAUCUUCAUAAUUCUACACAAAUAACAAUUAGGUGGGGAGGCGCUUGGAGUUGCCGUUUUAACCAAUAAGAGUUCAAUUAGAAAUUUGUCAACAAGAGAGAAGUCGACGCUAAAACAAAUGGGAAAGAGAGUUCGGCGCUGUGACUUGUAACAUGAUGCGCUUGGCGUCUGUCAGGCUUAUUGGUGCAUAAGCAAGAAUUAUCGAUUGGCUAUAAGUGUCGUGUAUGGGAACAAAUGUGGUUCGGAGAAGGAAGAGUCAAUUUACGGUUCGCUAUCUGGGAAUGUUUUGAGGUGACGAAAACAUGGGUCAUCGUUUAGUGCUGCAUGGGAAAAUGCGUUCGCAAUAAUUUAAUUUGAAGUGGUGUUUUACACUUGUGCAACUAAGCAAUCAAUU
This is a messenger RNA of Ochlerotatus camptorhynchus, 5118 nucleotides long. Its product is annotated as zinc finger protein 182-like. The transcript has 3 exons. Gene Ontology annotation, biological process: regulation of transcription by RNA polymerase II. Gene Ontology annotation, molecular function: RNA polymerase II cis-regulatory region sequence-specific DNA binding; DNA-binding transcription activator activity, RNA polymerase II-specific. The record is from RefSeq and is a predicted model, not a curated record. Gene Ontology annotation, cellular component: nucleus. NCBI's taxonomy places the organism in Eukaryota, Metazoa, Arthropoda, Insecta, Diptera, Culicidae. The coding region runs from base 132 to 1415 and encodes 427 amino acids.